AUGGGUGUUAACCCGCAAUCACUACGUGGGUCAAACACAGGUGUCUAUGUGGGAGCUACACACACUAAUGCAGGUGAAGGAUACCCAGAUUAUCCACAAUCGGAUGUGGACGGAUCGAUUGAUAUAGCCCUAUUUCAAAUAUUGCAUAGUUCACAACAUUUAUUCGCAAAUCGUAUAUCAUUUGCCAACGACUUUAAAGGACCUUCACUUAUGGUGGACACCGCUUGUUCAUCCAGUUUAUCAGCAAUGACAUUAGCCUAUAAUGACUUGAUGCUAGGCAAUACGGAUGCAGCGAUAGUCUGCGGCACUUAUAUGGUGUUUCAGCCGUUUUUAACUGAGAUUCAAGUAGAGGCCGGAAUCUGUUCGCCGCGCGGAGUGUCCGCAGUGUUGGACGAGUCGGCCGACGGUUAUGUCAAAUCAGAGGCCGUUUGCUGUCUGUUUCUACAGCGCCGUCAAGACGCCCGCCGUGUGUACUCACAUGUCGUGUCCGCACGAGUGAAUGUUGACGGGCGGAAAAAGGCUGGAAUGUUUUAUCCAUCGGCCGACACACAGGAGCAACUAAUGAGACAGAGUUGUAAGUUAGCUGCAAUUGACCCUCCGAGUCUGACAUACUUUGAGGCUCAUGCAACGGGAACCAAGGUUGGUGAUUUGCAAGAAAUCAAAGCGAUUUACAACUCGUACUGUGAAGGCCGGACUGAACUAUUGCCUGUGGGGGCGUUGAAAAGCAAUAUGGGUCACUCGGAGGCCGCCUCUGGUGUCAGUUCGGUAGUCAAAGUGAUGAUUGCAUACGAGAAUGAAUGCAUUCCUCCAAACAUUAACUUUAAUAAAUUAAAGACAGAAUUAAAGCGAUAUUUUCCACCACUACUGGCAGUUACUGAGAAAUAUCCAUAUAAUCCUGUGCAACCUCUCCAUAAGAAACGGGCAGAUGCAUAG
Molecule: messenger RNA, 933 nt
Organism: Medioppia subpectinata
Lineage: Eukaryota; Metazoa; Arthropoda; Arachnida; Sarcoptiformes; Oppiidae
Source: the annotation of a GenBank genome assembly